ACAUUACCUACUGAGAGAACUGUAUUAUCGGCGCAGGUUUGCCUUUAAAAUUCGAAAAUUCCCUAGUUCUUUCUUUUGGUGCGAAUUCGUCGCUAAAAUGUCGCUCGUGAUACCAGAAAAGUUCCAGCACAUCCUUCGUAUCUUGGGUACGAACAUCGAUGGAAAACGUAAGGUAAUGUUCGCCCUUACGUCCAUCAAGGGGGUUGGUCGCAGAUACGCCAACAUCGUAUUGAAAAAGGCCGAUGUGGAUUUGGACAAAAGGGCCGGAGAAUGCUCCGACGAGGAGGUGGAAAAGAUCAUCACCAUCAUGUCCAACCCCAGGCAAUACAAAAUCCCAGACUGGUUCCUCAACAGACAGAAGGACAUCAUUGACGGCAAAUACAACCAAUUGACUUCAUCUUCCCUGGACUCGAAACUUCGUGAAGAUUUGGAACGCAUGAAGAAGAUCCGCUCCCACAGAGGAUUGCGUCACUACUGGGGCCUGCGCGUGCGCGGUCAACACACCAAAACCACCGGACGUCGUGGACGUACCGUUGGUGUGUCCAAGAAGAAGUAAUCUGCUUCUACGCUUCUGGCAUAUAUUUUAUAUUUAAGAUAUAAUAAAAAAAAUGUUUUCAACAACCAUAG
Molecule: messenger RNA, 627 nt
Organism: Brassicogethes aeneus
Lineage: Eukaryota; Metazoa; Arthropoda; Insecta; Coleoptera; Nitidulidae
Source: the annotation of a GenBank genome assembly